Molecule: messenger RNA, 2547 nt
Organism: Danaus plexippus (monarch butterfly)
Lineage: Eukaryota; Metazoa; Arthropoda; Insecta; Lepidoptera; Nymphalidae
Product: cytoplasmic dynein 2 light intermediate chain 1
Exons: 4
Coding region: 78-965 (295 amino acids)
Biological process (GO): intraciliary transport involved in cilium assembly; intraciliary retrograde transport
Cellular component (GO): cytoplasmic dynein complex; axoneme; ciliary basal body
Molecular function (GO): dynein heavy chain binding
Source: RefSeq, a predicted model, not a curated record
UAUAAGUGUCACAAAUACAAACCUAAUUAAAUUCUAGCAAAUUUUAUUUUUGUCUUGCCGGUAAUUGCAAUUACAUUAUGUCUAUACCAGAUUUAGCUGUGGAAAUAGUUAACAAAACUUUAAAAGAUGCGAACGAAGAUACUGCACGCACUAUAAUUUUGGUUGGUAGUAAGUCUGCAGGCAAGUCACAUCUAUUGUACAGUUUUCUGGAAAAAUCUGAGACUCCACGAGAGACUUUAGUAUUAGAAUAUUCUUUUGGCAGAAAAUCAUCUCAAAAGCCUGGCAUGGAUAAGACAAUUUGUCAUGUUUGGGAAUACGGUGGUAAAUUAGAGAUGUUGCACAGUGUCCUAAUAUCAGUUCCUAUUAAAGGAAAGUUCUAUUUCUGUAUUAUGGUGGACUUGAGCAAGAUUAAAACCAUAUGGAAUGUGCUAGAAACGUGUUAUCAAGCAAUGAAAGAAAACUAUUCUGAUUCAGAUUAUCAUCCCGAGUUAGUAAUAAUCGGAGGAAAAUAUGAUAUUUUCAAAAAUUAUGAUAGUGAAAUUAAGAAGGUAAUCAGUACGACAAUGAGGAGUUUUGCACUCAUAUCCAACGGAAAUUUGUUGUUCUAUUCUUCAAAGGAACCGCAAUUGGUACGACGAGCUAAAGAGAUGUUCUUUAACAUGGGAUUUGGAAAUGGAGUUUCAUUGAAAGAAAAGAAUACAAAUUAUUCUAAGCCUUUAAGCAUCUCUAAGGGCCAAGACACUUGGGAAAAUAUAGGAAUUCCUCAGUCUACACUGGACCAAAUAAAACAGCGUCACAUAUCCCGUAUUACUCCCGAAAUGGAUAUAAAUCAGGAAGUUAAGCCGUUACAACGCAGCCAUCCAGAACCUAUCCUGGACUCGCUCGCGACUCUAAAAUACGACGAGCUCCGUAAUAUGGAGCAUUUUGAUCCAGCUCUAAACGAAUAUUUAAUGUUAAUUAAUUAAAAUCAAGGGUGGCAAUGCAUCCGGAAAACUAUGUUGCGGAUGUUCAUGAGCGACUUUAACUACCUCCAUCAGGGAGGCCGUGUACUCGCUUGACGCCUUUGAAAUUACUAAAAAUAACUUUUUGAACCGAUAAACAAAUUAAAAUAUGAACAUUAAUAAUUAUACAUUUGAUAUGAGACGAAAUUGCCGGGUCCAUUGCGUUGCAGGGAGAGGAGCUUCAACAGUGCCCGGGACUUGCGACCCAGGUGUAGGUUUAAGGGACCCCUAUCUACCGCGCGUUAAACACUCACCUCCACUGUCCAAGCUCCGCUCUCUACCUAACCAAAUUUGAAACAAACCUGCUAGGGCUGCCUUCGACGCACGUUCCAACAAUGAACUGAUGUUAGUUCUUGGCAGGCUUAAGUCUUUUAGAAGGUUGUAGAGAGAUUUGGCUGUUAUACCUCUCGCUCCUACUUCUACCGCGUACAAAUUUACAACGAACAUUUUCUUAGUGUGUUUGUUAGUGAGCUCGUAAUACUUGUUGACCUUGAUGGCAUGAUCUUUAGGGAUGUUGGUUAAAUGUACGUAUAUAUUUAAUAUCUUAUUUAUUUUGUAUCUCCGUCAAACACUUUAAUAUAAGCUUAACAUUGAAUUGAAUUAGUGCCAUCUCCUGUAAUAAAAUGAAAAUCUUGCCUUGAGAGAUAGUUCCAUUAUAUUUACAUCAUCACGCCACCAAUGGAUAUUUUAAGGCUUUUUAUAUAUAAAUCUUCGCACAGUAUAGUGUGACGAUGCAAAGUUGUGAUAAGUAUACUGGCUCUCUCAUCAAUAAUACUCUGGAGUUCUGCCGUCCGAAGAUAGCACACUGUUACACCCCCCGUCGCAACAUUCCCUUGAACAACGUCUUAAGCUGAAGUGUUGCCUCUUUGAGGCAUUCAUAGAAGGGACGUACUUCCUGAGCCGUCAGACCCAUAUUUAAAGGCAGGUCCGAUUCGGACCACUCAACCUUCCUGAUGACGCUGUCAAAGACAAUAACAAUAGGGCUUGCAGCUAUAAUCCAUCACAUCUUAGUGGUUUCACUAUAAACAAAUAUGAUACUGGUUAUAGAUAAAAAAAAAUCUAUGAAAACCGGUGUAUGUAUAACAAAAAACACUUGAUGAUCAACACAUGUUGAAUGUAAAUUAGGCGUUCGGUUGUGUAAAUCAUAUAUUGAUUAGUGUUCUCGUAUAAUUCUGAUAACAGAGUGAUUACUUUUAAAAGGUGUUUAUUUUUAUAAUAUUAUAUAGUUCAAAACAUUAAUAUUAUGUUAUAAUUGCAAUGCUUACAUUUCCAGACGAUGCUGGACGCACUCAUUGUCUUACAUUAAUUAUUAAGUAUUCUAAUCCUGAUUCUCUUGAAGGUUGUUAUGUUUAGAUAUUUUUUUGAUUAUACAUAUAUUCUUAGUAUGCUGAUUACAUUUUUUUUUGUCCCACUGCAAUUUUUUUCAUUUAAUAUACAUAUAGUAUAGUAUAUAAUUUAUCUUACUUUUUGAGACUCUCUCUGUCUAAAUACUUAUAUUUUAUAUCAUUUGGCCGUUGAAAUGUAUGUGUAAAUUAUAUUUUUUUAA